This is a messenger RNA of Chlamydomonas reinhardtii, 4153 nucleotides long. RefSeq lists its product as uncharacterized. The transcript has 11 exons. The coding region runs from base 225 to 3110 and encodes 961 amino acids. The record is from RefSeq and is a predicted model, not a curated record. NCBI's taxonomy places the organism in Eukaryota, Viridiplantae, Chlorophyta, Chlorophyceae, Chlamydomonadales, Chlamydomonadaceae.
GAAUAUCUUUACAAGUGUCUGUUCAAUAUCGUCAUUUUGAGUCCUAGCUGUGGCGCUGUCGAGCUCACGUCACGACCUGGCGUCACACACCGCAUAGACCGCUUCUGGCGCUGCCCAGAGCUCUGUACUAGCGAAGAGUUGAUUGAUACACUGCGGGCAGCUGGGGACCCCCCGCAACUGCAUUGCCGCGAAGGCAUAGCGCCCUGGGGCGAAGCGGCGCUAUUAUGGAGGGCCCAAGUUGUAGCGGCGACUAUGUGGACUGGUCUUUCCUGCCGCCACCGGCCAUCCAGGUAAUUGGCACGCAGCUACCGUCUUCCUCAAUCCUGCGCGCACGCUUGAUAAACAAGCACUGGGCGAAUUGCCUUGCGGGAGUGGUCGACACGCUCUACGUCGUGCCUGAAUCCUUCCAAUCGGAUGCGGAGACGUCUGGGCUCAUCAAGGCCUUUCCAAAGGCCACUACCGUGAACCUAGACCUUCAGGACACGUUCAUGGCAGUGCCAAAGGAUGUGAAGGUCAGCCUGGAGCGCUACGCAGCGCAACGGGCUGGCUUGCCUUACGAGGAGCCGGAGCCUGAAGCGUCGACCUUGGCUGCAGCAGCAACGGAGGCUGUGGCUGGUGCAGUUGGGGGCGCUGCCGCUCCCGCCGCUGGGGCGGGUGCCGCCCCGGGUGCACCGGCCGCCGUUGUGGCACCUGCCGCCGGAUAUGCGGCCGCGGCACCUCCGCCUGCUGCGGCCGCGGCGGCGGCUGCGCUUGCCGCCCAGCAACUGCAGCAGGCGCAGGCGGCAGCAGCUGCUGCAGGAAACCCGGUGGGACAGCAGCAACCGCAGCAGCAGAACCCCAUCGCAGCACUGGCGGCCGCUUUCGCCGCCGGCCUGCUCAACGGCAACCCCAACGUGGCCAUGGCGGCGGCCGCCAACGUCGCGGGCCUGCUGGGCGCACCGGGCCAGCCCGCCGCGGCGCUGGUUCCACCGGCGCCCACGUUCCCGCACUCGGCGAUCACCUCCGACCCGGUGCGCGGCAUCGUGCCGGACAGCACCACGCACCUGCGCGUGCGCCUGCCCGACAGCAUCGACCUGGCCUCGCACCACUCGGACAUGACCACUUCCUGGGACUACGUGUCCAGCCUGCUGUCGCGCGUGGGCACCAAGCUGUCGGGGCUGUCGCUCUCCACCGCGCCCGGCGGCGCGCACAUCUCCAUGCUGCAGCCGCUGACGCAGCUGACCUCGCUCACCAUGGACGAGGCCUCGCACUCCACCUGGUCGGCGGAGCACCUGCCCAUCGUGGGCUCGCUCACGCGGCUGCGCAACCUGGCCAUCAAGAUCCCGCCCUACCGCAGCCAGCGGCCCGAGCCCGCGCCCGGCUCGCCCGCGGUGCAGCAGCCCGGCGCGCUGGCGUCUUGGACCGCGCUGCAGCAGCUGACCAAGCUGCACGUGUCCGCGCUGCGCUACUCGUUCCACUCGUCGCUGGUGGCGGUGCUGCCGCAUCUGACCAAGCUGGAGUACCUGGCGCUGCGCGCGCCGCAGACGCGUCUGCCGUGGCCGGGCACGGACAAGCCGCUGUUCGCGCACAUUGGGCUGCUGACGGGGCUGACGCAGCUCAGCCUGGCGCUUGGCGACCACAACAUGCAGCCGCAGGACUGGCAGUCGCUCACCACGCUGGGCAGGCUGUCGGCCAUUGAGCUGAGCGUGAGCGAGGGCAGCGACGGCCUCAACGUCCCGGUGGGGCUGGACUUCCCUGCGCUGCGCUCGCUCAAGCUGCGGUACCCCAACAGCCAAGACCUGGUGCGCAUUGCCAUGUGGAGCGGCGUGCAGAAACUGGACAUCAAGUUUCCUGAGCACGAGCGGGAGUGGCAUCAGGAGGACGCCGUGGUGGAGCUGAUGGAGCUACGCGCAAAGCUGGCGCCGUCCGCCGGCAUCUCCAUCAUCGCCGCCGUGCUGGACAACGCGCCAGCUGCCCAGCUGGCGGCAGUGGCCGCCGCCGGCGCCAUGCCCGGCGACGCAUCCGCUGCCCGGCCAGGCGGGAUGGCGCCGGGCAGCAGCUCUGCCACCAUGCAGGCGGGUGCUGCCGCGGCUGCUGUGGCGGUGAUGGCCGCCACGGCUACGGCCGCAGCUGCAGCCAACCCGGGGCUGCCGCAGCCGCCCACGGGCGCGGGCAACAUGAACGGCCUGACAGCCUGGUGGUCGCCGCUGCUGCCCCUGCUGGCGCUGCCGGGUAUGACCGACUUUCGGUGCUCGGCCAAGGAGGGACUCGCCAGCCGCAACCCCAUCCUGUUCGACGACAUCGUGGCGGGCCUGUGCGCUGCCUGGCCGGGCGUUACGCGGCUGUGCUUCAAGGGCUGCAUCAACGUGGCUAGCCAAACCACCGGCUGGGAUGCUCUGCGAGCGCUGACCAAGCUGCAGCAGCUGGAGCUCAGGCAUCACCCUCCCAACAACGACGAGCAGGGCGCAGACCACGCCGCGAACCGCGCGGCGCGUGCCCGCUACGUGCGCGUGGAGCCCAUCAAGCUGCCCGCCACCAGCCUGCCCGACUCGCUGCAGACGCUGCUGCUGGAGAACGUCGAGCUCCGGCGCAAGGAGACGGACUGCUUAAGCCACCUGACGUCGCUGGAGCGGCGCACCACGUGCCGCCAUUUCCCCGAGUUCGAGGGCAUGCCGCUGCAGCGGCUGGUGGUGUCCAACUGCUGCGUCAAGGCCAAGGGCAUCACGUCCAUCGCCACCGAGUGCGCCGGCCUGACGCACCUGGUGUUCGCGGUGUACAAGGUCACCGAGCUGGCCGACCUGCGGGAGCUGCAGGCGGCGCUGCGGCAGAUGGUCCGCAGCUUGUCGCAGCUGCAGGUGCUGAAGGUCCGCGUGCUCGCAGGCUGCAUCACGCAGGACCUGGUGGAGGACAUGGUGACCUACCUGCAGUGCCUGCAACGCCUGAAGCUGACCUCCAGCGACGGGUGGCAAGACACGGCGCUGUUCCUGCCGCUGACCAAGAUGACGGGCCUGCGCAAGUGCUCGCUGGCCUACUUCAAGAGCCCGGAGGCGGCGCGGCUGCUGCGGGCCGAGUUCCGCGCGGUGCUGCCCUACUGCAAGAUCAAGGCCAAACCGGAGCCUCGCGCUGGCUAAGCGAUCAGGACAUCCAACACUUGGCGCUUCACUCAGCUGGACUUCCCGCACCAACAGCAACACACAGCGCCUGCGCCAAGUAGGCAUGCUGCUUGGCCGGGCGCGUCAGAGUAGAGUGCGAUGUGUACACCUCAUUAGCAUGGCAUGCGCCUCGGAUACCUUGAUAUUCUCGCAUCUGCGCGUGGCAGAACAUUCUGCGUCAAGACAAUUAUUUGAGUGGCAGUGAGAUGCACGGCGUGGACUCUCGAGUCGUCAUUCAGGCCGGCGCGCACCAAGGCCGUGCUAGCUGGCACGUGUGCGGCAAGUGCACGCAGUCAAUGCCUAUGCAGGCUCAGUGCAGUUCAUAUGCAAUUCAGCUGUAGGGUGGAUGCUUAGCAGACUAAAUAUGUGAAAUCCGUAGGGGUACUUACUAUUGCUGCUGCUUUGUUUUGACACGAUGUGCGUGGCCGCUGGAACGAGCGGUCUCUUUGCGGGCGGUGCCAGUAGAAACUGACUUGGGAGAUGUCAUUACGACGUGGCUUGUUCAACAUACCUUCGACCUCAGACGGUGGACGCGGUGUGGUCCAGCACUCCAGCCCACCUGUUUCGUGCUUACUGGAACAAUUACCUCCCGUGCUGCUCUGUUUGCACCGGCUUAUGAAUGCAUUAAGGGACUUUGGCAGGGGCGGAUGAGGGGUCAGGCGUAACCCAAUAGUGCUGCUUCAGUAAGCAGGCAGGCCGUUCGGUUAGUUUGGGGUAGGAGUGGUGCAUCAAGGCCUGUUGUUGGUGAUGGCAGGGGUCUUGGGGAAGUAACAUGUACGUUUGAACCGGUAGAUGUGGCAGACCAAUGACCCGGUUUUACAAGUUGACAGGAAGGGGAGGAUUGUCGAACACUAGACACAAGACACAAUUCGUGAUUGGGCGCGCCCAGGCUGUGGGCUGGCGCAGUAGGACACAGGUAAGCCGACUACUUUGUCCGCCUCGUGCCCCCAACUCAGGCCAACCCGGGCACGAAAGCCUGGUGAGUGGUGAACAUGAAUGAGCUUAUGUAACAAUAAAACAUC